Molecule: messenger RNA, 7860 nt
Organism: Siniperca chuatsi (mandarin fish)
Lineage: Eukaryota; Metazoa; Chordata; Actinopteri; Centrarchiformes; Sinipercidae
Product: immunoglobulin-like and fibronectin type III domain-containing protein 1
Exons: 25
Coding region: 2560-7176 (1538 amino acids)
Molecular function (GO): protein binding
Source: RefSeq, a predicted model, not a curated record
CUACUGUAAGUGCAUGACUCCAUGUUUGGUGAGUUGCAUGUAUGAUGUGCUCUUCAUCACUCCUUGAAAGGUGUCAUCCGAAAUGGAUGAUUCAACUUUCAGUGUCACAACAGAUGCAUUUCAUUGUGACGUUUUAAACAACCUCCAUAUGAAUACUAGCUCAAGGCUGUUGCUAGAGGGCACUGCGGUUGAUUUCCAUGUGUCUAUGUUAUGUUGUAAUUUAAAGGAAAAAAGCCACUUUCUAAACUUAUGUUCACAUGCUGAUUAGUCCUGUACAGUAUGUUGGCACAGUUAAGUCUCAAUAAGAGAAGUUGCUCUACAGGGACUUCCAAAAAGGAGUAGUGUGAUCUCUACUAAAUUUUAGGUAAUCCAACUGGCCACCACAGUGUCCCCUUAAAAUUGCACAAAUCUUCAAGCUUAAACAUAAUUAACUUGUAAAUUUGGGUUAAUAUGUAUAAACUGCAAACAGCAUGAAUUUAGUAGCAAUAAAAUAAUUAGAUAUAAGUCAUAUUUGAGGCUGUAGUUUUAUACAAUGAACACCAAUGCAAACUGAGUCACCCCUUUAAGUUACCCUUUCUGUAUUCCCUUGAGAUUAUUGGCCUUUUCAUGCCUGACCAACAUGCCCUCCUUGGCUUCACUGUGACGACCAGGACUGUCACAGAUACAAAAUUGCAAUUUCUAUGAUCCUAGCAGUUCAAAGCAGGUCUAAGAGAACCAUGUGCUGUCAAGUUAACACAGAACAUUGAAGUCUUGAGGUAAUCAGCUGGAAUGACACUCAUGACCUCUGGAAGCCCUUAAGCCUCACCUAGCUCUCAAUAUCUUUUGAUUUCUUGUAUUCCUAUGACAAAGGGAAAUACACACAAUGCUCUGAGGUAUCAAAUCAUAGAUGGCACUUGUUUUUCUUUGUUAACAUGGCCGUGAAGUAAAAUAAGGAAAUUAGAAGUGCGAGCCAACCAGUAAUUAGUUCAUGUCUACCAAAAGAAGACAUUGCAGUAAAUCUCGAGAGUGAUAUACUGAGACUAAUGUAGUCCAGGACAAUUAAGACCAGUGACAGAAUCUAAUUACAUUGGGACAUAAACAAAUGAAAAAAGUUCAGUAUUAGUUACUGUAUGAUUGGACAGCAGAGCGGCAAAGAAGGGCAAAGUUACUGCAAAGUAACUACAGUUGCACUGAUGAGAAUAUACACACAUCAUCACACAAUAACAGUGGGACCACGGUGGUGAGUCAGCAGGUUUUGAAAAGCUUUCUGAACGUACUCCUUAUCAUUCAUUCAUUCGUUCAUUUAUUCAUUUGGCAAGGCAAGCCAGGUGUAUUUAUGAAGCACCUUUCAUACACAAAUGCAUUUUAAAGUGCUUUAUAAGCCAUAAAAGAUAUGAAAUAAGAAAAACUAAUUUAAAAAGCUAAAAGAAAUUAAAAAGAUGAAAGCACAGAGCAAUAAAUAGAGGAAAGUGCAGCACUCAAGUGCAGGAUGUAAGAAAAGUGUAAUAUCUUCUGUAAGUUUGUUCCAGCUCUGUGUAGCUUUGUGGGCAACAUUGUGCGAUGCAAGGAUACAAAAUUUGAUUCAUUCAAGUACUAGUCAGUUAAAUUAAUUAAUUACAUUUUGUGCAUACUAAAAUAUACUGUACAGUGAAAAAAAAAGAAUGAAUGAAUGAAUAACAGGAGAAAGGAUUGGGGAACAGUUUAAGAAACUUUCUGUACUCGUUUAAAAAAAAUCAUUUUGGAAAAUAACUUUAAAAGAACAUUAAAAAACAGUCUUCCACAACAAUUUUGUUUGGUAGAGAACUUUUAAACAGAACAAGCAGACCUUGCAACAGUAUUAGAGACACCAUAAGAGCAGUUGCUAUUUUCAGCCACAAGCAGAUGAGGACUGAAUGAAAAACCUUCAACUUUUUAGUGAUCGCAGCCCAUAUACAUGCUUAUCCAUCUGACAGCUGUCAAGAUCUCUUGAAAAAUAAGGAUUGCCGAAUGCCGAUCUAAUGACUCAUAUAUACAAAGACAUAUAUUUUACACAGCAUUUAUCAAACACCUAAAUCAACUUAAAUCUGCUCUGGAAGGAUUCUUAUGAAUCUUUCUGUACCAAAUGUAUGCCAAUUAUACUCCAUCAAAUACUUUUUGCUGACUGACCCAUGAAAUCAAUGCCUGGCUUAAACAUGCAACUUUAAUUGCUGUUUAUAUUAAUAGGCUGAUCAAUAUUUCCAUGCAAACAUAUUGCUUUUAAUGAUGCCCCCGUCAUCCUUGCAAUUCCACAGCGUGAACUUGUAAUGUUAUCAGCACACUGCCACAUACAGUUCUGCAGCUCUGUAGAACCUGCCACAAGCAAUUUACCAAUGCGCUUCAGACUGCAAAAUGCUGGGGCACCCUGCUAAUUUCUCCUUACUUAAACUAUAUACAUAUAUAUUCUAUAGUUUAUAUUCUGCCAAUUACAGGUCUUUCAUGCCAAGUGAAAAUAAUUAAAGACCAGGGAUCCCUGGACCAGCUGAACCCCUGUGAUCAGCAUUCAGUGAUGCCACCCUCGAGAUUACUGUGGGCAUUAGGAAGAAGUCGAAAGUGCCUGGUGUCAUGAUAACGCAGUUUAUGGAGGAACUUCCAGAGGGAAUGUCAACUCCAGAUUUCACCCGCAAACCCAUUGCUCUGACUAUUCAAGAGGGUAAAGUUGCAGUCUUUAAAGCCAAAGUAGUGGGCACCCCAACACCUACUAUAACAUGGAGCAGAGCAAAUGGAGAAAUACAUUUUCACCCUGACGUGUGCCUGCAAAAGUAUGAUGAGGCAUCUCACGAACAUACCAUUGAGUUUCCUAAGGUCGCUCCAGAGGAUGCUGACACCUACAAGUGUUUUGCAACAAAUGAAUAUGGAAGGGCUGUUUGCACUGUUGUCUUGAAUGUUAUCCAGGUCGGAUUCUCUAAGAGCAAGGAACUUCAAAAGAAACAAGGAGGAGAAGAUGCAGUAGACUUCAGAAAAAAACUUAAAAAACGUAGUGCUGAUGGAACACGUGAAGAAAAGCCAAUGGAGCCAGAGGAGAAGGUCUGGGAAAUUCUCCUUAGUGCAGAAAAGAAAGACUAUGAGCGCAUCUGUGCUGAAUAUGGUAUCACAGACUUCCGUGGCAUGCUGAAGAAACUCAAUGAAAUGAAGAGAGAGAGAGAGGAAGAGAUUGCGGAGUUUGUUUCACAAAUCAGUACACUGAAACAUAUUGAGGUCAAUGAUGACGACUGUGCAACAAUUGAGUUGGACAUGGACCUCAAGGAUCCUAGCAGCAAGAUUUUCCUGUACAAGAAUGGCGUCAUGGUUCCUUUCAGCAAAGAAGAAGGCGACAACUUGAGGCAUAGUUUGAAACAAGUUGGCAAGAAAUAUGUAUUUACAAUUAAAAAACUAGGUUCAGAAGAUGCUGGACUCUACUCAGUGGAUGUUGAGGGUGUCAAUGUUUUCUCCACAGAAUUUAAAGUACCUGAAGUUGACUUUGCUGUCAAAAUUCAGGAGGUUAAGGCAGAAGAAAGAGAGGACGCCCUCUUUCAAUGUGUCCUUACUGCACCUAUGAAUGAGGUCAAAUGGUAUGGAAAAAGCGCACUGCUGUCAAACAGUGAGAAACAUGAAAUCAUUGUAUCUGAAGAUAAGCUUAUCCACAAGUUGAUUGUGCGGGACUGUAUGCCUUUGGAUGCUGGUAUCUAUGCUGUGGUGGCAGGAAUCAAAUCCUGCAAUGCCUGGCUUGUAGUUGAAGCUGACAGAGAUCCUGCCAACAAGGGCAAGAAGGCAGCUCGCAAAACUACUAUGGCUGGAGGCGGUAAUGACGGAGAUCUGAUGAAAAUAGCUAAGGAACAGCAGGAAAGAUAUCAGAAAGAAAUGGAAGAAAAAAUGGAAAUUGCCAAGAAGGCUCAAGCAGAGAAAGAAGCUGCAGAAGCAGCUGCCCGAGCAGAGGCUGAAGCAGGUAAAAAGGCAGCGGCUGAAGCCAAAGCUGCGGCUAAGGCUGAAGCUAAGGCUGCUGCAAGGUCAAAGAAGGCAGCAGCUAGCAAGGAAGGAGCUGCAAGAAAAACUAAGAAAAAAGAAGCUGGUGCCGCUGGUGGUGCGGGCUCUGCUGUGGAUGGUGCUGGAGGUGCUGCCGGUGGUGCCAUUGGUGCAGGGGGUGCCAGUGGUGCAGGGGGUGCCAGUGGUGCAGGGGGUGACGGAACUGAUGGUGGCAAAGGUGCAGGUGCUGGUAAAGGCAUCGGAGCAGGUGCUGGUGGUGGUGCAGGUGAAAAAGAAGAUGGAAGUGGAGCUGGAGCUAAAGGUGGAGCUGGGGGUGGAGCUGGAGGUGAAGAAGGUGAAGGUUUGGGAGAAGAUUUUGAGGAAUAUGAUUCAUUUGAAGAUUCUGAUGAAGAAAUUGAGGGAGAGGGAGAAGGAGAUGGAAAAGGAGGAGAGGGUGGAGAAGGAGGUGGAGAAGGAGGCGGAGAAGGAGGCAGAGAAGGAGGUGGAGAAGGAGGUGGUGAAGGAGGGAAACGCAGGAAACGUGUGAGAGAUGGGUCACUUGUUCCAGAUACAGUAAUAGGAAAUAAUAAUGAUGAGGAAACCACAAAUCAACAAGGUGAAAAAUCUGGGACAAAAGGAAAACGUCCCAUAAAGAAAAAUGUGGAGGUUGAAGAAGCUGUUGUUGCAAAAAACACAGAACUGAGUGGUGCCAGUGGUGAUAACGGCACCGGGCCAACAGCAGAGAGUGAUGAAUCUGCUGAAAAUGGUGAGGGUGUGGACAGCGGUGAGCCAGCAGCAGCUGGCAAGCGUUCAGGCCGUGCACGGCAAGGCCCAUUGAUCGUGGAGAGAGUUAGUGACCCAGUAGUUCACUUUCAUGCUGGGCUUUCUGACUGCAAAGCCAUUAUUGGAGAAGCAGCAGUGCUGGAGUGUAAACUGAGCAGUGAAGACUGUAAAGGAAUCUGGUACAAAGAUGGAGAUGAGAUUAAAUCAUCUGAGGGUAUAACCAUUUCACAAGAAGGAAGUUUCCACAAGCUGAAAAUUCACAAAGUCACAGAGGAAUUUGCUGGAAAAUAUAAAUUUGAAGCAGAGGGAAGGAAGACAGAGGCCUUGAUUGUUGUUGAAGAUCCACCCAGAUUUGAUACUGAGGAACUGGAAGUAUUUAAAACUCCUGUAACCGUAAAAAAAGGACACAAAGCUACCUUCAAAUUACCUUAUAUUGGACGGGAACCUAUAAAAAUUCAGUGGUACCUUGAGGGUGAAGAGCUUUCGGAUGAAGCAAAUACCAAGAUCGAGCACUCAGAUGGUUGCAGCCGUCUGCUUCUAACCAAGCUGCAGCGCAAGGACAGUGGUGAAGUCAAGAUAAAACUCAAAAAUGAGUUUGGCACUGUUGAGGCCUUGAGCCAGCUUAUUGUACUGGAUAAACCCACCCCUCCAAUGGGACCUCUGGAGAUUUGUGAAGCCUCCUCCUCCUCAAUUGAAUUCAAGUGGAAGCCCCCAAAAGACAGCGGUGGCUGCAAGAUAGGCAACUAUAUCCUUGAACGACAACAAGUUGGCCGUAACACCUGGAAGAAGGUGGGGCCAAUUGGUCCAGAGGCCAAAUACAGAGACACUGAUGUAGACCACGGCAGGAGGUACUGCUAUCGCAUCAGAGUGGAGACUGAAAUGGGCAUCAGUGAGCUGAUGGAAACAGAGGACAUUCAAGCCGGUACAAAAGCAUACCCUGGACCUCCAUCAGCACCAAAGGUUGUCAGUGCCUUCAAGGACUGCAUCAACCUCUCUUGGUCUCCUCCAGCCAACACUGGAGGAACCAGUAUUCUGGGAUACAACCUUGAGAAACGCAAGAAGGGCAGCAACCUGUGGGGCCCAGUCAACCCACCUGAUGAGAUGAUCAAAGCUAAGGGAUUUGGAGUUAAAGAUGUGGUUGAGGGUAUAGAGUAUGAAUUCCGUGUGUCAGCAAUCAAUAACUCUGGAGCGGGGGAAUUCAGUACACCAUCUGAGUUUGUGUUUGCCAGGGACCCUAAAAAGCCUCCUGGUAAAGUCAUAGACUUGAAAGUGACAGAUUCCACCUACACAAAUCUGUCCCUGUCUUGGACCAAACCCAAGGACAUUAAGGGGGUUGAGGAUGAAGCCAAAGGAUAUUUUGUGGAGAUCAGACCUGCAGAAAACACAGAAUGGGAUCGUUGCAAUUCAAAUGCAAUAAUCAUGACUUCCUAUACAGUGAAAGGCUUGAAGUCAAUGGCCAUGUACUGGGUGAGAGUCAUUGCUACUAAUGAUGGAGGAGAGGGAGAGCCACAGGACCUGGAUAAUUACAUCCUCGCUAUGCCCCCUCCUGUGAGACCACGAUUCACGGAUGCCAAAAUGACGAGUUUCAUGGUGGUGAGAGCAGGAAAUUCUGCACGAUUCACCAUUAACUUUGAGGCUUCUCCUUGGCCUGAGGUCAUCUGGCUGAAAGAUGGAGUGCCAGUGUCUAAAAAGGUGACCAUCAGCAAUGCAGAGGGCACAUCCCAGCUUCUGAUUCCUUCCGCUGAGCGCUCUGACACUGGAAUCUAUACUAUCAUUGUCAAGAACAUUGUCGCCCAAGAAACAUUCAGCAUUGAAAUUAGAGUCACAGAUGAACCUAAGCCACCAGGUCCUGUGGAGAUUGAUGAAAACGUGCCUGGCACAGUGACCAUUUCAUGGACCCCAUCUCCAGAUGAGAAACGUGACGACAGGCUGCACUACAUGGUGACUAAGCGUGAUUCAUGUAAAAGAACAUGGCACACCGUUGCAGAUCGCAUCUUCAACAAUAGAUUCACAGCCUGCAACAUAAUGCCAGGCCGAGAAUACCAGUUCAGAGUCUAUGCAAAGAAUGACAUGGGCUUCUCCAAACCCUCUGAAUCACCAAAGUGGCUGAUUUCCACCAAAAAAGCAAAGUUCACUGUGAACAUGCCAGAAUCAAAGGUCUGUAAUCUAGAGUGUCCUCCCAGGUUCAUUGUCCCAUUGAAAAUGCAUGCUGCUCCUCAAGGGUAUGAAUGCUACAUGAGCUGUGCUAUAAAAGGGGAUCCAACACCUCAUGUGACAUGGCUCCGCAACAAUAUCAGUUUAAAUACCAACACUAACUACUACAUCUCCAACACCUGUGGAGUCUGUUCUCUGCUCAUAUUGAGGGUUGGACCUAAAGACACCGGCGAGUACAAGGUUGUUGCAGAAAACUCUAAGGGGAGGGCCGAGUGCUCCACUAAACUGACUGUCAGAGAAUAAAUGAACACACUGAAGAUGGUAGAAUUGCUCUAAAACCCUAACAGAAACCAAGUUUUUGGCAAUUCACAUACUGCAUCUUUAGAGUUUAGCAAACCCUGUCAAAUGUAGAAUGUAAUAUUAUUUAAUAUUGCCGGUGAUACCUUCCUUUUAGGUUGUAGUUGUACAUCAACUAUUUGAUGAAUAAAUGCCAACAAAGGUUGGCAUUUAUUCAAAGUUAAACUCACAAUAAGGUCUUAGGCAUACAAAUGUGGCUGAAAUAAAAGCCACAAACAUGUUUUGUUUUGAUUUCAAUUGUGCAAUCUCAAUAAAAUGGAAGCUUGAAAUACUAAUGUGCAAUCUUGCAUAUUUUAACUGUAAUAAUAUGCAUAUUAAACAGCAAAAAUAUUUACAGUACAGGACACUAUAGCAGUGAUUUAUUGAUUUUAAAAGUGCUAUUUUAAGGUGUGAGUCUAACGCUUAUGGGACUUGCUUGUCUGCUUGUGUCUUUCAAUGAAUUUUUUAGAUGCAGGUUUCUGGUUGGAUGCAAUUGUUAUUUUUCCGUAAUUGUGGAUUUACAAUCUCCCCUCAAUUAAAACUGAGAUGACAAAACAGGCAUGAAAAUUGUAUAUGAUUCCUGCUGUUGUACUGUGUUAUACAUGUGAAAAUAUGUGUGGGUUUGGUGUAAAUAAAUAUUUCAUACUGCUA